UAUUUACCGCAUUUGCGAAUUGCACCGGUUAAACAUUGUUUUUACCGCGCAAUUUUACUUCCAGUUGUAAUUAAAGGUAUUUAAUUAUUAAAAAAAGGAAUUAAUUUCUAAUUUAAGUGAGAAGAAACAUUAAAAAUGACUUUCGAAAGAGGAGCUCUAUUAGUAUUGGAAGGAUGUGAUCGAGCUGGAAAAUCAACACAAGUGAAAAUGCUUCUUCAAGCUUUGCAUGAUCGUCAAAUUCCUGCUGAAAUAAUGUCAUUCCCAGACAGAACAACGACAAUCGGUGCGAAGAUAAAUAAAUAUUUAUUAAAAGAAAUUGAUUUGGAACCUGGUGAAAUUCAUUCCCUUUUUUCGCAGAAUCGUUGGGAAAAAGCAAAUGAUAUGAUAAAAACUCUUCAAUCAGGAAAAACCUUAAUCGUAGACAGAUAUGCAGCUUCUGGUGCUGCAUAUGCAUCAGCAUACACUGGAAAGGAUCUUGACUGGUGUAAAAAUCCUGACAAAGGUCUACCACGACCUGAUCUUGUAGCAUAUUUAAAGGUCAGUGAGGAAAAUCAAAUGUCAAGAAGCAAUUGGGGUGACGAGAGAUUCGAGAAACGUGAAAUUCAAUUAAAUGUUGCGGAUAAUUUUCAAAAACUCAAAGAAAAUAAUUGGAAUAUUAUUGAUGCAAAUCAAAAUAUUGAAAAUGUUCAUAAACAAAUUCUUGACAAUGUACUGGAAAUUGUACAACGUGUUAAAAAUACGCAGAUAAAAAAAUUGUAUCAAAACGACGAUUAAUUGAGAAAAAAGUAGGGGAGUUUCAGCUUUCAGCACCAAAGAGGAAAUGAGGGAGCUUCGACGUGCCAUAUUACUGUCUAUGUUCGUGUGUGUAUGUGUGUUUGCAAUGAAAUUAACUCCUACUCGCGAAGAAUAAAUGGAAUAUGUAUAUGCGUUUAGCAUGACAAAAAAGCUGAGCUGCGAAUACGAAGCCUUG
Messenger RNA from Leptopilina boulardi, 970 nucleotides. RefSeq lists its product as uncharacterized. Lineage: Eukaryota; Metazoa; Arthropoda; Insecta; Hymenoptera; Figitidae. The transcript has 4 exons. Gene Ontology annotation, cellular component: cytosol; cytoplasm; nucleus. Gene Ontology annotation, molecular function: ATP binding; dTMP kinase activity. The coding region runs from base 136 to 774 and encodes 212 amino acids. The record is from RefSeq and is a predicted model, not a curated record. Gene Ontology annotation, biological process: dUDP biosynthetic process; dTTP biosynthetic process; dTDP biosynthetic process.